AUGAACACGUCAAGUGUUAUCUUCGAGAUCGCUGACACUAACACGGCCUCUGGAAAUCCCGGUCAGGCGGACGGACUCUUCCUCUCCGCCGACCGAAUCUUUCUGCCCGGACUACUUUCGGCGCACGUUCUUACCGUUUCCUGGCAGUUCUCGACCGGCACGAGUCUGGUCGACUGGAUUGGACUGUAUCACAUCGGUGAGAAAUUUAAUUAUUUUUGGAAAAGUUAUGUCAUAGACACAUUGUAAAGGUUCUAAUUAGCAUUAUGUUGUUAACCACUUUCAGAGGAAAACAACCCUUUGAACUACAUCGACUACAGAAGCUUCGGCAUCUGUGGCCAAGCCAAAAGUCAGAUUGAGUGGAAGAUCACGUGGGACCACAUGGACGAACAACAGGACAUUGCUAACGUUAAUUUUCGGUAAGAACAUGAUAACAUUAAAGCCACUUUUACUCUGUAAACAUUAAAACCCAACUUUCAUGGACAUUAAAUUUCAGCUACUUCUCUGGCGUGGCCGGCUCAGUCCGUGCUACAAGUGAGAACGUGCUUGUCUACAAAGACGCCCACGUUGUCAUCAAAGGCAUCGUAUGUGAGAAUCUGGACAUCAAAAACAAAGAGUUUUGUGUGAAAGUUGAGUACAGUGCUGGCUGUAGCUACACGACAAACGUCUCGACACAAACAAAAUGGAACAAUCUGGUAACCCAUCUCUCACAUUUAUUUACGCAUCUUACCAUGUCGCUAUGUCUGUUUACAUCAAAAAUAUUUUCAGGAUUUUCGAUUUCCUUCUGACCGGUCGAAAGAGCUUACGAUUACUUUGAAGGAGAAAAGGAAAUGCAGCUCCAAAGUGAUCGGUGAAGCCAAUAUCAGCAUUGCCAAUAUUGUUCACAGCAAUAACAGGUGAAUUUACAAUUAUAACUUUCCUAUCUAUGACAAUUUAUGCCAAAUUAUUAAAGUAAAAAAGUUUAAUAUCAAUUGCAGAUCAAUAUCAACAUCGCUCAGGCCUGCCAAUGGCUACAGUUUGUUAAACACUACAAUUAGAAUCUAUUGUGGCUUCGAGCCGGCUGAAAGAAAGUCAGUACAAGGUCAGUCUCCCCAUUUUAUGUCCCCGCCAUAAAAAUAAACCCAUGGAUAAACGCUUUAAGCUCGUCUUCUCACUUUCAGACACAAUGAGAAUGCUACAAGAACUCAAUUCGGAAGACCUGCAGGCAUCGUACCGCUCAGAAGGCUCUUCAACUUCGAACAACAACUACACAAAGUCAUUAAAGUCUACAACAACAUCAUCACAUUCCAAUAGAAACUCGUGGCAGAGUAAUUCCAGCGGUUUAAAUUUGCCAAAAGGUCAGUUUUGUCAAAGUUUUUAUUGCUAGUUUAACUCUUUCCACUACUAUACCUUGAAGAAAUAUUUAUUGUUUUAGGUUGGGAAGUUAGGGUAGAUCGCCACAGCAGGUUAAUAUACAUUGACCACAAUCAGAAGCGUACUACCUGGAAUCCUCCAGUAGUUUUAGAGCGAGAAAUAGAAGAAAAUGCCAAUAUACCCAUAAAAAGCAACCGGCGGACCGUGAUUAACACCCCCAAAAUGUCAAAGAAAGACCUGCCCAUAGCCGUGAAAUUCGUACAAGGCUACGAUUUUCUCACCACCUUGUACAAAAAACCUGUAAGAGAACACUAGCCGUAUAAUUAAUAUUACAAAUAUAUAGGUUAUAUAAUUUACAACUUGUUUUCAGGAAGCCCUUAAUGUAUAUAAUCAAAGUCCCUACCUUCGGUAUUUGAUACAGAAGUUGAGAAGAAACAAAGUUGAAUUCCGAGAAUUGGAGAACAACAAGGAACUGAUGGGGUUUCUGAAUAUGUUCGCAGAUUCAACCCAGCCUCUGCCAAAGGGAUGGGAGAUAGCAAUACGAAAAUACGAUUCCCAGAGGUUCUUUGUCGAUCACAACAACAAAACCAUCGGCUUAUUAGAUCCUCGACUGCCUAUGUCUAACCCCGAACAGAUUCAGAUUCGGAUACGUUCUCGCAGUGAACCACCUAAACAUCACAAUGCCGUGGUAAGUUUAAUGGUGAUGUAAAGCUGUUAAAAACAGAAAACAUGACAAAAAAUAAUUUUAGACGGAUGACAUUACUCUGAUGACAUUAGACAUCAAUCGGAAAAGCAAGGAACUGAAAACACUAGUAAAGGCCAUGAUGCCCGAAAUAUCAAAUAAGAUCUGUAAACAGCUGGACUACAUUAAGGUUAGGGGUGAUCUUGGACUAUUGCAGUAUGCAAAUGAUAUAGACUUCAUCAAGGCCUUAAGGUAAGUAAUAAAAACACAAUUAUAGGUAGUCUUUAGUCUGAUGGAGAACACAGAAACGAAUACAGCAAAAACAAAGUUCGAACUCAAAUCAGAAUACUUCUACCAAGCGUUGCAACGAUCCGGUUAUGCUCAAGGUCCAGGUAAAAUAAGGUUUAAACUACGGAGAAACAACUUACUCAACGAUGCUUACGAUAAAAUAUUGGCAGUAGAUGAGGUAUACUUACGGAAGUACAAAAUGGUAGUGUCAUUCGACGACGAAGAUGGGCACGUUUUACUAUAGUAAUAAACAGCCACACUGCAGUAAACCAUAAAAUAUCAUACGAUUUCAGAUUAGACUACGGUGGUCCAUCACGAGAGUUGUUCUUCCUGUUAUCGAAGGAAAUAUUCAACCCUUACUACGGACUAUUCGAAUACUCGGCUGUAGACUCUUACACGAUACAAAUCAGUCCAAUGUCAAAGCUGGUCGAUAAUUAUCAUCAGUGGAUGACGUUAGCUGGUCGAGUUAUUGGACUGGCCCUAAUACAUCACUGCAUGGUAGACACCUUCUUCACCACCGCAUUUUACAAAAUCAUAUUAGGAGAGUAAGUUUGAAUAUGCAAAACCAAGAUAAAUAUGUUGUUGAAUGAUAAUGGUUAACAAUUUCAGACCUUACACGUUGGAAGACCUUCGAGAUGCAGAUCGUGAAUUCUACCAGUCGUUAAAUUGGAUCAAGACCCACAAGAUCGACCCGGCCUUGGAAAUGACAUUUACAGCAACAAAGGAAGUAGCUGGACGGCUAGAAGAAGUCGAACUGAUAGCUGGUGGAAAAGACAUUCUAGUGACAGAUGGGAACAAGGACCAGUUCAUCUCGUUAAUGUUGAAGUGGAAGAUCGAGAAGAAUGUGGAAGACCAGCUGAAGGCGUUUCUAGGAGGAUUAUUUUCGGUAAGAAAGCAAAUCCAAAAAUAUCAAUACCUAAAAUACAAUAAUACCUAAAUAUUAAAGGUAGUCGAUCGUGAGUUCCUCAAAAUAUUCGAGUCUUCUGAACUACACCAUGUUUUGUCCGGAUCAGUAGAAAUCGAUUUGAAUGAUUGGAGAAAGAAUACUGAAUACAAAGGCGGCUUCAGCGAUACCCAUCCAGUGAUACGAUGGUUUUGGCAGUUUUUAUUCGAAUUGAACAACUCAGAACGAUUACAACUUUUACAGGUAGGAAUACUAGACAUCCCCCCAAUGGAACAUACCUUAUUAUAAUAGUAGUGCAUUUUGUUAUCUAAAAUAGAAUUUUAAAAUGCAUCUAACAAUUACAGUUUGUAACCGGAACAACCACGAUCCCACACGAAGGAUUCAAAGCGCUACGAGGUUCAGACGGCCUCAAAAAGUUCACGAUACACCGCUGGGGAGAUUCUAACAGCCUACCGCGUGCCCAUACGUGUUUCAACCGCCUCGACCUUCCAUGUUACCCAUCCUUUACCUUGCUGAAGGAGAAGAUACGAUUGGCUAUGACAGAAAGUGUGAGCUACGCGAUAGAGUAA
Messenger RNA from Bursaphelenchus okinawaensis, 3793 nucleotides. NCBI's taxonomy places the organism in Eukaryota, Metazoa, Nematoda, Chromadorea, Rhabditida, Aphelenchoididae. The record is from the annotation of a GenBank genome assembly.